Rhodofomes roseus is the source of this 2067-nucleotide messenger RNA. Its product is annotated as histone acetylation protein-domain-containing protein. The record is from RefSeq and is a predicted model, not a curated record. The transcript is spliced from 4 exons. Lineage: Eukaryota; Fungi; Basidiomycota; Agaricomycetes; Polyporales; Fomitopsidaceae. Gene Ontology annotation, cellular component: nucleus. Gene Ontology annotation, biological process: DNA damage response. Gene Ontology annotation, molecular function: histone H3K56 acetyltransferase activity. The coding region runs from base 198 to 1739 and encodes 513 amino acids.
AAUUCAUCCCUCCGCCACCUUCAAGCGUGCGCCACCCGCAUGGCGCAGAUUUGAAGGUGCGACAAAUACUGCUGGCAUCUCGUGAGUAGGGUCUUGUGGUGCAUCCAAUAUCUGUUCAUGGUGCUGCUUACAGGUCCAACAGGUCCGAGAUAUAAAGGAAUCUCGUGUAUAUAAUCAUUGCUAGAGACAUACGGACUAUGAGCUUGAGAGAUGCCUUGCUCGCAUCGCUCGCCACGCUUCCCGGCAGGCGUGAAUUCCACAUUCACGUCCUCGUUUCUGCCCCCAGGAAGCGCACGGACCUGUAUCCGUACGCAAAACCGCGUCCCCGGGCAUACCUCCAGGACAUCGUCAUCCUCCUGUCCGAACAGACUACAUUCGACGGACCUCGCGUCGUGGUCUCAGCUAUAGAGGCGGCACUCUACAACAUCCCCGCCACCUCCUGCGGCAUCCUCUACAUCUCCAAGGUGGACUCCACUGGCCAGGCUAGCAGGCCGUCGCCCACUGCCACCCUCGUCCGCGCCUUCCUAAGAUACUACGCUGACCCGUCCACGCGGCCCAUCGCCGCAGACCACCUCUGGAUCCAGCUCUUCGCGCGCGCGCAGGGGCAGUAUCUCUUCCCGAACUCUGCCGAGUUCUCCGGCAAGAAGCCGCUCGCCGACGUGCAGCUCUGUGCGUGGUGGAAGCGCAUUUUGACUGACGUCACCCGCGAGCUUCGAGAGAGCCGCGGCGAUGUGAUGAUAAGGCCGUACUACCUCUUGCCGGGGUACAAUGAGCUCGAGGCGACGCAGUCACUUAGAAUGCUGGUGGUGCACCCGCCGGCUGACGCCCCUGCGGAAUUUGCCUGGAUAUACGGGCAUCCGUAUUCGCAGGCUGAAACACCGCUGCCGUGUCCCCCUGCCACGAAGGAAGGGAACCAAACGAAUCUAGGGCAUUUCAUUCCAUCCUUCGACGAUGAUCCAAAAUCACGUUUCAUGGACGAGAUUGCGCAUACGACGAAUGCUGACGGCGUGAGCUCCCCGAAACGGAAGCGGCGGAAGACGGGUGGCAGUCGACCUGAGCCGCCUUCUGACGACGAAGACGAAGAUCGCGGACGGGGCGAACUGAAUAAGGUCAGCCCGGAGGAAUUCUGGGAGCGCAUGUCCUUCCGUCAAGAAUGCAUCUCAGGGGUGGUCACCGCGUUCUUCGUCGUCGCGCUCUCAUCACCACGGAACCAUGAACAGCUCACAAUAUCGGCACCGUCGCCGUUGGCCCCUCAGCCAGGCCAGGUGUCCUCCAAAAUGGUGAGGCGCGUCAUCAGUACGCUUCUGAACCACCACGACUUCUCUACACGGGAACGUGCCUUGCGAGCCACGGAAACACUAGAGUCUGCAAUCAAGGGCCUCUGCGAAGACCUCGCAGCAGUGCCCUCCUCCCCAAAGGCCGCCGUCAAGCACGUCGAACGCCCGACCACCCCAGAGCCAGUACCCUCGCUUCUCCUAGAGCCGCCGAGGACCCCUCCCCGGCGGGCAGGAGACUCGCACCUGCCCGAUAUCUCGCCCAACCCAUUCCCAGACCCCGUGGCAUCGCUCGAGACCUACCAUUCGUACAUCUACGGGUCGGUCGCAGUGGACAACGCGCCGCUGCCCCCGCGCGCGGUGCCGGCGGGUGGGCAGGCUGAUUCAGCGGGAGGGGCUGACCAGCCCGGCCAGCCGCGGGUGACCGUGCUGGCGGUGCGGAAGAAGCGAAAGGCUCCGUCGUGAGCUCGCCGCCGGGCGGUCGGGUGCAUUCUUGGUGCGGGCGCCGUGGUCUUGUACUUACCUUGGUCCGUGCUUCUGGGACUGCUUUUGGAUAGGGUUUUGUGCCCGCUUUGUGGCGCGUUGUUCGUUCAAACUCAAGCGUCGGUGAUGAACGCGUAUGAUCCCCGUCCGGGCGAUCCGACAACCCCGGUAUUCUUUAUGAACUUCUCGACAGCCGGGGCACGGAGUUGCGCUGUCAAUGUUGUGGCUGUCAUGCAGCACUGGGCUUCUAUUGACUGUCAGGUAUGCUCUACAGGCAGUUCCCGUCCUGCUCUGCCUCGCGAGCCGGUGC